This is a messenger RNA of Dama dama (fallow deer), 1495 nucleotides long. RefSeq names its product serine protease 27-like. Gene Ontology annotation, molecular function: serine-type endopeptidase activity. Gene Ontology annotation, biological process: proteolysis. The transcript has 6 exons. The record is from RefSeq and is a predicted model, not a curated record. Lineage: Eukaryota; Metazoa; Chordata; Mammalia; Artiodactyla; Cervidae. Bases 403 to 1335 code for a protein of 310 amino acids.
GGCUGGGGCAGGGAGUGGGAGUGGGAGUGGGUGGGAGAGACUGGGCAGCCCCGAGACGCGGUGGAGGAGGCAGAGCGAGCCUGCGAACUCCGCCUCGGCCCACACCACGGUGUCUGUGCCAAUCUCCUAGCGCCCACCCCCACCACCCCUCGUCCCCCACAGGCAGGAGCCCCCGCACCCUGGUCCGCCCCGGCAGUAGGGGGCGCCGAGGCCCUGGCUCCUCCUGGGUCCUGCGGCUGCACCCUCCAGCAUCGGACGGAGUGCGCACCGAAGAGGGGGGAGCCCAGGACCGCCUGAGGGGGGGAAGCCGGUUCCAGCCCCGCUUCUAGGCUGCUCCCCAGCUGAUCUCGCCCUGGGAUCUGAGUCCAGAAAGCAGGAGGAGGAGACUCUGAGGACAGAAAUAUGGGCCCUGCGGGCUGCGUCUUCCUCCUGCCUCUUCUGUUUGGGAUCUCAGGCACAGAUGAGGAGGAACCCGAGGAUCUCGUCAAGUCAAUCUGCGGGCGGCCCGCGGUUUUCUCCGGCAUCGUCUCCGGCCUGGAGGCCAACGUGGGACAGUGGCCCUGGCAGGUCAGCAUCCGCCAGGGCUUGUCUCACGUCUGUGCCGCCUCCGUCAUCUCAAAGCAGUGGGUGCUGACAGUGGCAAGCUGCUUCCGGUCUAAGGACCCCAGAAAAUAUGAGGUACUGGUGGGGUCACUUCAGGUCUCUGGUUACCAAGGCCCCAAAACAGCGAUCAUCCCUGUGUCCAGGAUUAUCCCCUACCCCGGCGUCCAGGGACAUGCACCCAGUGCCAUCGCUGUGGCAGAGCUGGCCCGCCCGCUUUCCUUCAGCCCUCUGGUCCUGCCCAUCUGUCUCCCGACAUCAGCAGUCCAGCUGAAGAACGCAGCCUCCUGCUGGGUGACUGGAUGGGACAAUCCUGGGAUAUUCCAGUCUAUGACACCACCUUACACACUGAAGGAGCUACAAGUGCACCUCAUUGAUCUCCAGACGUGCAAGAAGUAUCAGAAAGAAAGCUUGUUGCGAGGAGCCGAGCGCAUCAGUGAAGCCAUGAUCUGUUCCCGGCUCCCAGUGGGGCAGCCAGGCGCGUGUAUAGCCAGUAGAGGAGAUCCCCUGAUGUGCAGAGUGAAGGACUUCUGGGUUCUAGCAGGAGUGAUGAACUGGGGAUCAAACUGCAUCGGAAUCGACGAGCCUGGAGUAUUUACAAACAUCAGUUUCUACAAGUCUUGGAUUGAGAAGUCAGCUGUCUCAUAUGCUGAGCUUUCUGCUACCCCCAGGUCAGACUUCUCCAGGUUCUUCCCGGUAAUGCUUCUGCCUCUCAUAUUCCUGGGGCCACCCUAACUAGCUGAGGGAGAAAGAGGAAAUGCUUUAAGUUGAGGAUUUUGAGGAGAGAUUUUGAAGAUUCAGCAAGAAAGAAGCAGGUCAGCUCCCUCGAGACACAGCCCUUAGGAGCCACAUCUGCUUGCUGCCUUGUCUCCUACAGGUCAACAUAGAAAGCAAG